CCUCAGGCCAACUGAAACAGUCUCUAGCGGUCCCUCAAACAACAAUCACCGAUCAAGAAUGCUCCGUCUUUUGCACAUACCUCAGGCCGAUCCCAACCCCAUUCUGCUGGCUGGCUCGCCAUGGCCCAUGAUUGUGAUUCUGGUGGUUUAUCUGCUGUUCGUCCUAAAACUGGGCAAGAUCUUCAUGAAAAACCGCAAGCCAUACGACUUGAAAACAGUCCUCAAGGUCUACAACUUAUUUCAGGUGCUCUACAAUGGCGUCUACUUUGGAAUGGUAUUCUACUACAUGUUCAUCGUGGGCAUUUGCAACCUGCGCUGCAUUGAGAGCUUUCCCCAGGGACAUGAGCGAAAGCAGCUGGAGCGAGUGUUGCACGCCGCUUACCUGCUAAACAAGGUGCUCGACCUCCUGGAUACCGUGUUCUUCGUGCUGCGAAAGAGCUAUAAGCAGGUCACCUUCCUGCAUGUGUAUCACCACGUGUUCAUGUCCUUUGCCAGCUACGCUCUGACCAGAUAUUACGGCACCGGGGGACAUCUAAACGCCGUGGGAUUGCUCAACUCCCUGGUGCACACGGUCAUGUACUUCUACUACUUCCUGUCCUCGGAGUACCCCUCGCUGAGGUCCAAUGUGUGGUGGAAGAAGUACAUAACUCUGACCCAGAUCAGUCAGUUCAUCAUACUCCUCGGCUACGCCGUCUACGUGCGAUUCUUCUCGCCGAACUGUGGGGUCCCCCACGGGCUCCUGUAUCUGAGCAUGCUGCAAGGCAGUGUCUUCAUCUACCUGUUCGGAAAGUUCUACAUCCAGGCCUAUCUGCGACCGGCGAAGGCAAAGCGAUCGUAGGCCUUAGCUAGAACUUAACCUUCCCUUGUACCCUGAAUAUUUGUAUAUGCGCAUUCAAUUAGUCGAUGUAUAUAACUCAGCACUCGCCUCUUACUCUAACACUUUCUUAAUAAAACGGUAUUGACCUAA
Molecule: messenger RNA, 967 nt
Organism: Drosophila biarmipes
Lineage: Eukaryota; Metazoa; Arthropoda; Insecta; Diptera; Drosophilidae
Product: elongation of very long chain fatty acids protein F
Exons: 3
Coding region: 59-838 (259 amino acids)
Biological process (GO): fatty acid elongation, saturated fatty acid; sphingolipid biosynthetic process; very long-chain fatty acid biosynthetic process
Cellular component (GO): endoplasmic reticulum membrane
Molecular function (GO): fatty acid elongase activity
Source: RefSeq, a predicted model, not a curated record